CGGCUCAUGGAUCCGCUCCCUCCCUUCACAAACACGGAAGCAGCAUGGCGUCCAACAGCAGCGGCGGCGGCGGCUCCGACAGGCGACGGAUUGCACAGCAGAGACUGAGGAUAAUUGCCGGACACUUGCAGGGACCGGUGGACGGUGACUCGACCGUCCUGGCCGCGGAGUGCAAAGCCCAGGGCAGCAAAACAGAGGUCUCCAGUGAGGGGAACACGGUGCCGAGGAGGAGGCAGGAGAUUAUGAAAUGGAACGGCUGGGGAUACAGCGAUUCAAGAUUCCUCUUCAAUAAGAAAGGCCAAGCAGAAUUUACUGGCAAAAGAUAUAGACUAAGUGGUAUGAUCAUCCCCGGUCUGAAAGAUUGGUUUGAAGGCACAUUUGGAGCCAAUCUGCAGCAUAAAACGCCAGCAACACCCAUACUGACCAACACUGCUGUACCGCCUGCCACACUUAACGAGGCCUUCGUGGAGGAAGUGAAAUCCACAGGUAUUCCCUUCUCUCAUGACGCGGAGGACCGGGUGUUUCGCGCCCAUGGCCAUUGCUUACACGAGAUCUUCGCUCUGCGGGAAGGGAAAAUUGGCCGUGUUCCAGACAUGGUGGUAUGGCCAAGCUGCCACAAUGAUGUUGUGAAAAUUGUACAACUGGCGUGCAAACAUAAUGUUUGUUUGAUGCCAUAUGGAGGAGGGACUAGUGUCUCUAGUGCCCUAGAGUGCCCCCCAGAGGAAACUCGCUCCAUCGUCUCUCUGGAUACCUCACAGAUGAACCGCAUUCUGUGGAUUGAUGAGAAAAAUUUAACUGCCCAUGUGGAAGCUGGCAUUGUCGGUCAGGAUUUGGAGAGAUUGCUUAAUGAGAGUGGCUACUGUACGGGGCAUGAGCCUGACUCCAUGGAGUUCAGCUCUCUGGGGGGCUGGGUGGCAACCAGAGCAUCAGGCAUGAAGAAGAACAUCUAUGGGAACAUUGAGGACCUGGUCAUCCACAUAAAGAUGGUGACCCCACGAGGGGUGAUUGAAAAGAGCUGUCAGGGGCCACGCAUGUCCACGGGGCCGGACAUUCACCACUUCAUCAUGGGAUCAGAAGGAACCCUGGGUGUGGUUACUGAGGUAACGAUGAAGAUUCGUCCCAUGCCGGAGUAUCAGAAAUACGGCUCGGUGGUAUUCCCUAAUUUUGAGCAGGGAGUCGCCUGUCUUCGAGAAGUUGCCAAACAGAGGUGUGCCCCGGCAUCUAUACGACUCAUGGAUAAUGAACAGUUUAAAUUUGGUCAUGCCCUGAAGCCUCAAGUAUCUUCAAUUUUCACAUCCUUUUUGGACGGGUUGAAGAAGUUUUACAUCACCAAGUUCAAAGGGUUCGACCCCGACCGCUUGUGUGUGGCCACCCUACUGUUUGAGGGAAACCGUGAGAAGGUCCUGCAGCACGAGAAGCAAGUUUAUGACAUCGCUGCAAAAUUUGGGGGCCUGGCAGCUGGAGAGGACAAUGGGCAGAGGGGCUACAUGUUGACCUUCGUCAUCGCUUACCUCCGGGACUUAGGAAUGGACUACUAUGUGAUCGGGGAGUCCUUUGAAACCUCUGUGCCUUGGGACAGGGUGUUGGACAUUUGCCGGAAUGUAAAGGCACGCAUCAUUCGAGAGUGUAAAGAUAAAGGAGUGCAGUUUCCACCGUUAUCCACAUGCAGGGUGACUCAGACGUACGAUGCUGGUGCCUGUGUCUACUUUUACUUUGCCUUCAACUACAGGGGACUCAGUGAUCCAGUACAUGUGUAUGAACAAGUGGAGCAUGCAGCUAGAGAAGAGAUCCUUGCCAAUGGAGGGAGCUUGUCACAUCACCACGGAGUGGGGAAACUUCGGAAGGAGUGGAUGAGAGACACCGUCUCCAAUGUCGGCAUGGGGAUGCUCAAGUCUGUCAAGGACUACGUGGACCCCAAUAACAUCUUCGGCAACAGGAACCUCCUCUAAUUUCCCGCCCCCCGUCCAUCUUUAAUCUCACCUUUUUCUAAAAGCAUCUUGUGCAUUUUGGAUUAAUAGAUACUAAAUGAGAAUUUAAAACGGAGAGAGAUCUCGUCUUUUUCAUCAAAAAGAGUCAUUCGGUGCCAUUUAUUGAUUCACCCAAACCUUUUUUUUUCUUUUACAUUGUAUUGCACUCAAUAUGCUGUAACAAUCAUUGUCAUUAACCGUGAAGUUCAUUCUUGCCGUUGAGUCGUGGCCUCAGCUUGUCGUCGGAGCUACGGCCACAAUGCAACCCGACAUGAUGCAACAAAACCUUGAUUUUGUGUCACAUUUGCUAAUGUCUAACAAUCUCCUCAAUAUCCUUGCCAACGUGGUUUACUCAUCGGUUUGUUUUCUUUCCUCUUUUGUGUGUGUGUGUGUGGGGCACUUCUUUAGUGGUAAGUUCUAGAUGAAUGCACUUUCUAAAGCUCUGUGCCUUUCUAAAGCUUUUGUCUGCCUUCCCCUUCUCCUACUUCACCCUCUGCUGGUGUAUAAGUGAGUCCCUUUGUGAAGCAAAAGUAACUUGGACAUGAUGUUUUCUGUCUCCAGUUGAUGUUUUUCUUGCCCUCAUGCCUUUUGUUGUACUGACCUAUUGCCAUAAGAGACUUUUUCUGGACCGUGUGUGUGUCUGUGCCUCUGCUGACAAACCUGUUUGACUAAAGCCUUCCCCUCUGCCCCACCAAAUUUUAACCCCCCCCGUCCCCU
Molecule: messenger RNA, 2684 nt
Organism: Morone saxatilis (striped sea-bass)
Lineage: Eukaryota; Metazoa; Chordata; Actinopteri; Moronidae
Gene: agps
Product: alkylglycerone phosphate synthase
Exons: 20
Coding region: 45-1949 (634 amino acids)
Biological process (GO): lipid biosynthetic process
Molecular function (GO): FAD binding; alkylglycerone-phosphate synthase activity
Source: RefSeq, a predicted model, not a curated record